AUGAACAAAACAGACUUCAAAGGAAGAGCCGACUCUCUCACGAACAUCCACAACGAGUAUCCUCGCUCGAAAGUCAGCGACACAAGACCAAGCGCACAGAGGCGAAGCGUUCUGCGAAGUGUACCGCUCGAUUCCAAGUACUCGUUCGACCUCUCCCACGAGAUUCAACGGGCCUGGUCGACAGAGCUCACCUGCUGCCCGGACCUGCACGCCGGACAACUAUCCAGUCUCGUCCCUCGUCCUCCCCCCCUCUCCAACUACCGCAAACCGCUCUCUCACCACCUUUCCACGCCCGACUCCCUCUUCCAGUCCCUCACUUCGCGCCCCGUCAACCCGCAACCCGGCUCGCCGCUCUUCUCCAAGCUCCCGCCCGAAAUCCGCGAGCAGAUCUACUCCCACCUCCUCACAUACUCGGGCGUCAUUCUCUGCGUGACGGACGGCGGCCUGCCCACGCCGCGCUACGGGCUGGAGCCCGGCAUCCUGACGACCUGCCGGCGCGCGGCGCUGGAGGCGCUACCGCUACUAUACGGCGGCCGCAACCGCUUCUCCGUCUUCCACAUCCCGAACCUGCUGCGGUCGCGCGGCGCGCCGCCGCGGUUCGCGCUGUGGCCACGCUGCUUCGCGCUCGUGCGCCGCCUCAACGUCGACGUGCCCGACAAGUUCAUCGAGCGCUGGUACCGCGCGCCGUGGAGCGCCGCGGCCGACGGCUUCGAGAGCUACGCCGCCGUGACGGGCGCGCUGGUCGCUCUGGCGGCGCGGAGCGGCCGUCUGAGGCACCUGCAGCUGAGCCUGGUGCGGAACUGCGCGCUCGAGAGCUACACGUCGUGGGGCCCGUACGUCGCGGAGGAGGCGCCGCUCAUGCAGGCAAUUGCGAAGCACUUCUUGCCGGGCGUCUUCGGGGACGGCUUUGCGGGCGCGGACGGGAGGAGCGCGACGUUCUUGCUUGUGGUGCCGUGCGGAUCGGCGAGUGCGGCUGGCGGGCCGGAGGCGCAGAGGGCGUUUGAUGUGCUGAGGCCGGAUGCCCCCGCGGUGGUACAUGCGGUGGCGAGAAGCUUAGGAACUCUCCAGAAGACAGCGAGGCUUAAUGGGUUGAAGUUGGAGGACAGUCUGAAGGUGGUGGUCAAGGAGAAUGAUGGAGACGGGGACGAAGUCAUCUGUGGGGAAUCAAGAACAGAAAUUUUAGUAGACGAAGAGAGUCAACAUGAGAGUGAAGGAAACAGAGUCAUCGCGCUUGAGGUGUCAUUUUAG
Lasiodiplodia theobromae is the source of this 1248-nucleotide messenger RNA. RefSeq lists its product as uncharacterized. The transcript has a single exon. The record is from RefSeq and is a predicted model, not a curated record. Lineage: Eukaryota; Fungi; Ascomycota; Dothideomycetes; Botryosphaeriales; Botryosphaeriaceae. Bases 1 to 1248 code for a protein of 415 amino acids.